AUGCGGAUCUUCAUUCAAUCAAUUGACUACAACAUAUGGAAGAUAGUGGUGAAUGGUCCUAAAAUCCCUACAAAGACAAGUGCUGAUGGAGUGGUGACUCCAAAGGAGGAAGCCGAAUGGAAUGAUGAUGGCAAAAAGAAGGUGAAGCUGAAUGAUAAAGCCAUAAACUUGCUACACUCUGCUAUCAGCUUCAAGGAAUACCGAAAGGUAUCUAGAUGCAAGACGGCAAAAGAAAUUUGGGAGAAACUCCAAGUUACACACGAGGGCACCAAACAAGUCAAAGAAACAAGGAUUGAUAUGCUGCGAAAAGAGUAUGAAUUGUUCACCAUGAAGGAUGGAGAAAGUAUUGAUGAGAUAUUUGAGAGAUUCUUAAUCAUCAUCAAUAGCCUUGAUACUAUGGGCUUGACACACACUGAACAAACUCUAGUGAGAAAAGUCCUUAGAAGCCUUACAAAAGAAUGA
Arachis ipaensis is the source of this 462-nucleotide messenger RNA. RefSeq lists its product as uncharacterized. The record is from RefSeq and is a predicted model, not a curated record. NCBI's taxonomy places the organism in Eukaryota, Viridiplantae, Streptophyta, Magnoliopsida, Fabales, Fabaceae.